AAAAAAGGUUUGCAAAUAACUUAUUUUGUGAUCGUGAAUUCGAAAUAUUUCAGUUAUUUCACUCGAUCAAGGAGAAAGCAAUGUUUCGGAAUCAGCUCAGCAGUGAAACUACGCUUCAAAAACGGGUUAGCCACAGUCAGUUUUUAUAGAGAUUUAUUAUAAAUUUAUAUGUAACUUAUUUAUAUGAAAAUUAUAAUUUGAGAAAAAAAGACAAAAAAACUAUGAGGUUUUUGAAAAAGAUACGAGUUUUUUUCACCAGUUUCAUGAAUUCCAAGAGUCAAAAACUUCAAGCACAAAAUAUUUUUUUUAAAAGGUUUUUUUACAUCAACUGAGAGAGAAUAAAAAUGUACAAGAAAAUGAAGCGCGAACUUAAAACUGGAAAUAAAAAAUGAAAACUCUAGUUUCUCUUUUUCCUCCCUUUUUAAUGCUUUAGUGAAAAUAUAUAUUUUCACUAAAGCAUUAAAAAGAGAGGCUUUCAAAAAUCACUGAAAAUUUGCGACACGUGUCAUGAACAUGCCAUUGUCUUUUUUUCCGGUCGAUGGUUCACAACUUUAACGAGUGUCGGAAUGAAUAAAUAACAAAAAAAUACAAAAAAAGAGGCUCGACACUUUUUUUGAAGCUAAAUAUUUCCAAAUUGAAGUUUUUUUCAAAUUUUUUUAACAAAAAAAUUUUGAAGAGAAAAAAAUUAUAAACCUUACAAGGAUUUCCAGAGAGUAAGUAUUACCAGAAGGGUGUGAAAUAUAUUUCUGAGCCUUGAAUCUAGUCGUGAUUUUUGAUAAGUCGAUACAUUAUAUUUAUUAACUUCACGGUUUUUUCCUUUCUACAUUAGAACUUUUCGGUUCUUUAUCAUAGGAGAUCGGAAAUCAAUAUUUCAUAUUUUCUGUUUUUAAAAAAAGCAAGCUAAUAGUUCUAAAAAAAUAAAGUUUCUGAGAGAUAUAGGUAUUUUUGAAUACACUGCGCCGAAGUAACCUACGUCCUCUAACAGUUGUCCAAAACAGUACUUUUGAAAGACAUCUCUUUUGCCCUAUUUAGAGCUAGACGGCUAAAAAAGAUUCUUUAGUGAUCGUCAGGCUCAAGGAUGUGUUGGGAAUGUUCUGCAUGAGUAAAUGGAUGAGUAAUUCUGCUCCAAACGAUUUGCUCAAAGUAUUACCUUCCCCCAACCAUGGGAAAAAGAUGACAGCUGCAAACUCAAGCGGGGAACCGAAUAUUUCAUGAAAUGCCACUCCAGUACAUCUUCUUCGUUUUUAUAUUGUUGUUCUGGAGCUGUUAUUCACAUAUUUGGCGAUGGGAAAAAUAUCCCGUAAAAAUACAAUUUCGCCUUCAACACAUCAAACAAAUACAAAAAAGACUAACCGACGAUGAAGAACAUGGAUCUUUGUUUCCGGAGCUCCGGUUCCAUUGUCUCAGGAAUACAGUAGGAAGAUUAGAUGAUUUUUUAUCUUCGCGGUGGGCCACUUUGUUUUCCUUUUUUUUUCGAAGCGGAAUGGCCGUUUUUUCAAGUCGCCGCACUAAAAGAAAGGUCGUAAUGUGUUGAAAAAGCGACGACUGGUGCCAGAACAGCCGUUCUUCUGACCUGCCUCCAACCGAUUUUCCCUCUCUUUUAUCACUGGCUCAAUCAGUUGAGCUCGACGUCAGGCAGGGGUUUUCAUUUGAUGGGCAGCUAACUAUAGGAAACGUAUCUCUUGAGUUUUAAAAAUUUGGGUGUCUGAGAAGCGAGGACUUUCAGAUUCUUUAUGCUUUGGAAUCAGUGGAUUUUAUUGCUACCUGAAACCAAUUUUGAAAGUUCAAAUCUUCAGAAGUUUUCCACAAACUUCACGCAUUCUAUUUUCAGGGAAUUAAAAUAUGAGUUGAAUUUUAUAACUGUGGGACAAAUAACAGAAUAUUGCUCAAUUUUACGAUCCAGAGAAGUCUCGAAGUUUGGAAACUAGGUUUAAUUAUAAAAAACGAUAAACGUGUUAAAUUACGUAUUAGGGUUAAAAUUUGAAUUUACGAUUCAACUCUCUCGAUUCCCCCAAGAAUGUGAUUCUCAUUUCAUUUGAUUUUUUUUUUGAUUCAAAAUACAAACGAAAAUAUCAGAACUGCGACGAUUAAACGGUAUUAGGUUUCCUUUAGAAAAAACUGCCAAUUGUUCAUUUGAGUUUAAUAUUGAAAAUAUAUCACAAAUAUUUUCUAUUAUAGUGACCCUUUGAGCCUCUCCUCCUAACGCUCAAAAAAUGCAAUAAAUCAAGUCGAAUGUUGCGAUUCAAUGACACGCUCUGUUGUAACUUGCGAGAAAACUCACAAGAAACGAGAAAAUGAACAGAUCAGGAAGUGGGGGUAGAGUUACAAGCUGCUUCCUACUCAAAAUAACUGACAGCCACAAAAACAAGUCCGGAAAUCAAGUAGAGAGCAUUUGAGGAGUCGUGACUCAGAUCAACUUCCAAAAAUAGAAGAAAAUCGGGCGAAGUCGGGGAAACAGGGAAAUCGUUGGAGGAAACCGGCGGGAUCAGCCGACGUCUUCCCGCAAAUCCUCAAUCUUUUGUUAAUUGUUGCGCAAUCGACCAAUUUUUUCACGGCGUUUGCGUUUAAUGUUCAACUUUGCAAUGAGGUUCUCGUUCAGUUUAGUGAGAAGGAGAAGAAAAAAUGGGAACAGAAUAACGUCUUGAAGUACCUAUUAAGUUGGAAAAUCGGUAAUUUUUGAUCAAUUCGAACUAUGAAUUUGAUUGAUUGAUUGUCGCUGUAUAUUUUCCGCUCUCUUUAAAUAGUAUAGCUUGUUUUACUAUUUUCUAAGUUUCUAUAUUCCCAUAUUUUUUGGGUAUCGCAGCUGAGAGUAGAACGCAAAGACUAGUCAGAUUGUUUCGUAUUAGGAAAAUUGGGGUAUGAAUUCAAUUUGAAAAAUAUAUACAAGUAUGUGUAUAUAAUUUUUACCGAAACAGUUUUAAUUGAAAGAAACGCACAACCAAGAUUCAGAAAAAAAAAAUUAGAGAGUGUCAUUUGCAAGAGGAUACUAGUCUUUCUCGAAAUGCCAAUUUUCCCCUUCAGUCAGCUUUGUUUUACUUGAUGGAAAAACUGAUGAAUUAAAUUUUAUCCAGACAAAACUGUAACCCAAGUUCGAAAUGGAUAAAUGGGUGAAACAUUUUAUUUUCUCGUAUUUAGAUUGGCUGGUUGGGUUUAACAGUAGAGAAAACUUGAACAAAGGUGGAUUUUUUCGAACUAGAAAGACGUCACUGAUACAAAGCCUAAAUAAGAAUUUCAAAUAUUUUAAGAAAAAAAAAGGAAAAAAAUCCAAAACAAAAAAACUGAAAACCACAAAUGAAAACCAGAAAUCGGGAGAAUGGAUUGAGGGAUGCAAGCCAAAAACUCAAUAACAACGACCAAUAGAAAGCUGGGGGAAAAAGGAAACUUUGUCCCAAAACAAAACAUUUCGGCUCGUUCCUCGUUGUACAGGUGCUUAAUGGAACCGGCUGUCGGGAACGACGUCGUCUCAAACAAUACGCUUAUUUAACUUUACUGAAACAAUCUGUUCCGAACUUUUUUUAAUUUUGAUGGUUUUUUUAGAGAAAAACUUGUUCAUAAAUUGUUGAAGGACUAAUGAUAAAUAUUCUCAUAUUUAAAAAAAUCUCACCGUUUCCAAAAAAAUAUUUCUCAGCCGUUUCAAAGUUUUUAUUUUUUUCUCACCGUUCAAUUAAUAUCAACAUGAGACCUGAAAAAAAUUCUUUAUUUUUCGAUUUUUUUCUAUCUUAUUUUCGUCAUACUCGGUUUGAUUUUUGUUUUUGCAAAAAGUUAUAUAUAUGUUUUUUUAAUUCCUCGUCGCAUCGUGGUAUUCGAAAUUUUUUUGAAAAAAAUCUGAUUUUUUUAUCAAUGAGCUUUAUAUUUUUUUCAAUUUGGAAGGUUAGAAGCAAAUAUUAUAUCAUUAUUUAAAUCAAGAGUAGUAAAAAGUUUUCGGCAGAGAACGGUACGGAAAGAAGAAACUAAUCAGAAAAAUCAUUUUUGUUACCAGAAACUUUUUGUAGUUUGGCAUACGAUAUUUUAUCCUGUAAAUCAAGACGUUUUUUGACCGAUUUUGAAGCUCAAGCCUCGAGUCGAUGUGACUUGAUGGUAAAUGAACGAACAGAUGUCUACGGAAGAGAGGAACCUUUCAGAAGUUAGAAAGUUCUCACAAUUACGCUUAUCGGCACCUAUAAGAAGGUUGCCCCCAUCAUUCUUGUCACACCUGUCAACAUUUUCGCCGAACUCUGCUCACCUGUUCAUUACCUCAAUGGGAAAGAGAGCCGCCGAAAGGCGUUGCCGCUGGCCCGAGCACUUGAAAGAGAGCGCCAAAGUUGGCACCUUUUGAUGGGCGGCCCAAGCGUCCAAGCCACCGCCUAUUUAUACCUGGCUUCAGAGAGCUUCUUCAUCUCUCACGAUGCUCAGUCCUUCUCGCUCUUCCACCGCUUCCAGCGACGUCUCCUACAUCUACGUUCCCAAUGUCGAUGGAUACGUCGCCGUUCAAAAGGUUGUUCUAAGCUUAAAAAUAUCACAAUAUCUAAAAAAAUCUUCAAAAAAACUCUAGUUAUUUUUAAAUAAUAAUAACAAGAAGCUCUAAAUAUAUUAACGAAAAAUUUUUGAAUUUUUUUAUAUUCACCGUUUUUCUAAAGAACUUGUUGGCUAAACCUUCAGUGUUUUAAACUAACGAAUUCCCAAAAAAUCAGCUACAAAGGGGAGGACUUUAAAGAAUAAAGAAUAAUUCGACAAUUCUCUUUUUGGACUUCUUAAAAGUCCUAAUAUAUCAAUGCGGUUACGAGGCUUAAAUAAAUGCUGAAAGUUUGAGAGUUUCCUGUUCAAUUAAUUUUUCAGUCGCUUUCGACCUCUUCAACGGAAGGAAAUCUCCGGAAGAAGAUUCGGAUCGAAUGGGUUCCCCAUUCAACGGUAAGCUUGUCGAUCAACCUUCCCUUCAACUUUCCCUGACUGAGUUCAAAUCUGAACUUUCAGCCGGCCGCCUUGACCUAUCUGGGCGUCUUCAUCGCUAGUCUGUUGUACACGGCCGCCUGCUUCAUCCGCAACUACGGCGUCCAUCGGAAAGUUCCCCUUCAUCUUCAGGACUGGCUUGGUGUGUUCAAUAUUCCAUUAAAAAAGGGAAUGAAAAUAAUUAAGUCUUGAUUUUUGACUAAAAAAUAUUCAUCAUAUUGCUAUUAAGCCAGCCCGAUGUACUACUUUUUGCAGCUAUAUCGAAAUUCAAUUGAUUUGCAUCUUUUCUAAACGAUGAAAUCAUUCAGAAAAAGCAUUUUUAUAGAAAAAAAGUAUUUUUUAUUUUUUUGAAUCAAAAAUCAAAUUAUGAAUCUCGAAAGUUUAGACGUUAGCUGUUUAUCUCGAGUUCUGGUCGUCCAAUGGCUGGCGGUCCUUCUCGUUUUCUUCUCGGGAAUCGUCAUGUACCGUCGGAUUCUCAUGCCCAUGUACAUUUUCCUGGCGGUUCGUUGAUUUUUCUUCCUCUCACUUUUCAAUUAGUUUCUUCCUUUCCAACUGAAAACUUGGAUAAAAUGCUCGGUUUUCAGCUCAUUGCAACCAACGGAACUCUGGUUCUGUUCAUGAUCGAAUGGCGCAAAGUAUACGAUGGCGUCACCGUUAUUUGUGAGUUUUUUUCGCACCUUUUUUCAAAUUUUCCUUCGCAAAAGUCUUGAAAAGUUAGUAUAGAAAGGACUUUUGCAGCCAAUCCGACUUUCGUGACCCUCGCCGUUCUUCUCGCCUUCGCCGUCCUUCACAACAUCGUCUACCUUCACAAACUCGCUUCUCUGGCUUCUCAGAAAAGGUUUUCCCCCAAUAUAUUUUUGCAUUUCACAGUAUUCUUUCCAGAAAACGGGCAAUGCGACGACACAUAACCAAGCCUCAAUUCGUGACGAUUCAGAAGAUUUGA
Caenorhabditis auriculariae is the source of this 5869-nucleotide messenger RNA. The record is from the annotation of a GenBank genome assembly. Lineage: Eukaryota; Metazoa; Nematoda; Chromadorea; Rhabditida; Rhabditidae.